UGCAGAGCAGCGCUGGCUGAUACGCUCCUGCAGUCUGUGCACAGAGAGAGAGAGAGAGAGAGAUACGACUGCAGAGAACACUGAGAAAAUCAAAUACACCCUCAUACACGCACCCACUGCCCACUCUCUCUGUGUCCGUCUCUUCUGAGCCCAAUUCACUCCCUGGAUCAUCUUCUCUUGCAGUUUUCUUGAUAGGGACGGAUAGAAACCAGGAUCAUCCAGCCGUCUGUGUUUCUUGUCUGAGACAACUCAAACUGGAGAAGAGAAGGUGGAAGAUGGUGGAAGCAAGGCCCAGAUGGACCCCUCGAUGGCCAGAUUGGCGACUGUCUGUUUGUGUGCUGGUUUUCUGUAUGUUUGGGAUGGCGGUGGGCCGCAGGGCUCCCAAAACCCCUCGAUGUCCAGCCACCUGCUCCUGUACUAAAGACAGUGCCUGCUGAUGGUGCCAUUAUUUUCAGACUGAGAAUAUAAGAAGGAAGGAAGAUCUGACUAUGGUGAACGCUGCUUUCACAGAGAUUCCUGAAGGAGCUUUUUCCCACAUGCACCUACUGCAGUUCCUGCUGUUGAACUCCAACACAUUCUCGCUGAUUUCUGAUGAUGCUUUUGCCGGUCUUGGACAUCUGCAGUACCUAUUUAUUGAGAACAACGACAUCCAAACCCUGUCAAAGCACACAUUCAGAGGACUGAAGUCUCUGACACAUCUGUCUCUGUCCAACAACAACCUGCAGGUUCUUCCCAGAGAUCUCUUCAAACACCUGGACAUCCUCACUGACCUAGACCUGCGAGGGAACUCGUUCCGUUGUGACUGUAAGAUCAAAUGGCUGGUUGACUGGAUGGAGAAGACCAACACCUCAGUUCCCGCCAUAUACUGCGGCAGUCCUUUUGAGUUCCAGGGUCGACGCAUCCAUGACCUUACACCACGUGACUUCAACUGCAUUAGCGCAGAUUUUGCGGUAUAUGAGACAUACUCGUUCCAGUCCCUGUCUGUGGAGUCAUACGAGUUUAACGAUGACCAGUACGUAGUUUUCGCUCAGCCCAACACUGGAAUCUGCACUGUGUUCAUUUGGGAUCAUGUGAACAUGCUUUUCAAGACACAUUACAACAUCACAUCUCGUUCUGCUGUGUAUUGUAAACCUGUGGUUAUCAACAACACUCUCUACAUGGUUGUGGCUCAGCUCUUUGGAGGAUCCCACAUCUACAAAUGGGAGGAAGGUCCAUUGCGUUUCGUCAAAAUCCAGGACAUCGACACCACCCGUGUCCGUAAACCCAACUUCAUCGAGACUUUCCAGAUCGAAGGAGACUGGUAUUUUGCAGUAGUUGAUGGCUCUAAAGCCGGAUCCACAAGUCUGUACCGCUGGAACAGUAACGGCUUUUACUCACACCAGUCCCUCCAUGCCUGGCACAGAGACAAUCACAUCGACUUCCUAGAGGUGGACGGCAAACCUCGCCUCAUACUCUCUAGCGCCUCGCAGCCCCCUGUGGUGUAUCAGUGGAACCACAGCCAACGCCAGUUUGCCUACCACUCUCAGAUCACCGAUUCAGGCGACGUGCAGAUGGUGAAGCACUUCUGGGUUCGAAAAGUGCUGUAUCUCUGCCUCACGCGCUUCAUAGGAGACUCGAAGAUCCUGCGCUGGGACAACCAGCGCUUCGUAGAGAUUCAAACCCUGCCGUCACGGGGCUCAAUGGCCGUGUAUCCAUUCAGCGUCGGGGUGAGGCAGUACCUUCUGCUGGGAAGCGAUUAUUCCUUCUCUCGGAUCUACCUGUGGGAUGAGCUCACUCAAAGAUUCCAGCCCUUCCAGGAACUCAACAUGCUCUCGCCUCGAGGCUUCAGCCUGGUCUCUGUUGACAAUAAGGAUAUUCUGUUAGCGGCCAGUUUUAAAGGAAAGACCAUGGCCUACCAGCAUCUAGUUGUGGAUCUCAGUGCCAAAUAGGCAGCUGGAAAUGUUUUGUAUAUGUGCGUAAAUGCCAAAAAGUGCAAAACUUCCACACUUUUCUACAUCUGCAUUCACACAUGAAUUGAUCCUAUCAUUGCUAAAUACUCAUACAUUAGUUACUGUGUCUGUAAGCCACCAUCAACUCAAUAA
Sinocyclocheilus grahami is the source of this 2081-nucleotide messenger RNA. RefSeq names its product leucine-rich repeat LGI family member 3-like. Lineage: Eukaryota; Metazoa; Chordata; Actinopteri; Cypriniformes; Cyprinidae. Gene Ontology annotation, cellular component: synaptic vesicle. Gene Ontology annotation, biological process: regulation of exocytosis. Gene Ontology annotation, molecular function: protein binding. The transcript has 9 exons. The record is from RefSeq and is a predicted model, not a curated record.